AAAAUCUGACAAAAGUGGUUGACCUAAAGGUCGUAAAUACCAGGUCAUAAAAUCCCAAAAAAAAAGACAAAAGUGAAAAAUUUUGAAGUAUUUGGAAAUGAAAAUGAAUGUAUAAAAAAAUGACAAAAGCUCCAAUUUAAAUUACUAUAUCGCCAUUCGACAAUAGCAUAACUUAAUACCUCAAUACAAAAACAUCAAACGCGACAGAUGCUCCGUCAAAGAAACAAUAUUUUAGUGACAACUUUUUAUAGACAAUUUACUACCUCACCUCAGUUUUGUGCCAGCCACUAUGAUGUGCUUGGAGUCACACCAAAAGCGACCCAGAACGAUAUAAAAACGGCUUACUAUAAACUUUCCAAAGUACACCACCCGGACAAAUCUAAGGAUGAAGCAUCUAUCAAAAAGUUUCGAGCAAUAACAGAAGCAUAUGAGGUACUUGGGAAUAUUCAACUUAAAAAAAUGUAUGAUAGAGGUCUCUUAGUUGGUAGAGAGAAUACUUCUCGUAUGGAAUACAAACCAGAACCAGAACCUACAGAUCCUACCCUAAAGUUUUACAAGUCCCAUGCAACUCGCAAUAUCACACCCACCAUGGACGGGAAAGUUCCAAUUUAUGACUUUGAUAGUUGGUCCAAACACCAUUAUUCAGAUGUAUUUGCAAAGCAGAAAUAUGAUAAGGAAAUGGUACGAAACUCACAAGAAAAACAACAGAAAAUAUUAGAAUCUACUAAGCAAGAAGGAAUUAUUUGGCUUGUUAUAAUCAUAGGUGGUUUGUUUAUUGCGGUGUUACUUAAUGGACUCGAUGAUUAUGAUCAAAAUCAGUUACAAAAGAAUAAUAUAGAAAAAAAAUGAACUUCUACAAAUAUCUGAUAUAGAUAAAAACGAAUAUGCUAUUCAAUUAUAGCAGAUUUGCAUUAUAUUAGGAUAAUAAAUCACAAUUUACUAUAUUUAUUUUUAAAUAAUGUGUAUAUAUUGUAAAUAUAGUUCUUUAUUUUAAUUGUGAUAUUAAUUGCAUAAAAUGCAAACAUAUUUUUAAACUUGUUUAAUAACAGCAGUCCAGAAAUUAAAGAAAUAAUAAUUAACAUGAGGAUAUAGUAAAUAAAAACUUG
This is a messenger RNA of Bombyx mandarina (wild silkworm), 1106 nucleotides long. It is a transcript of the gene DnaJ-11, whose product is annotated as DnaJ (Hsp40) homolog 11. NCBI's taxonomy places the organism in Eukaryota, Metazoa, Arthropoda, Insecta, Lepidoptera, Bombycidae. The record is from RefSeq and is a predicted model, not a curated record.